Messenger RNA from Epinephelus moara (kelp grouper), 766 nucleotides. Its product is annotated as WAS/WASL-interacting protein family member 3. Lineage: Eukaryota; Metazoa; Chordata; Actinopteri; Perciformes; Serranidae. The record is from RefSeq and is a predicted model, not a curated record. The transcript has 4 exons. The coding region runs from base 134 to 766 and encodes 210 amino acids.
GCAUGCUUAUGACAACCCUGGUGUGGUAGUGUGUAUCUGUGAGGCAUGCUUUGCUUGAUGCAGGAGGACGAGGGAUAAGUGCUCUGCUGCCUAAGUACAGAAGGAGUGACAUCGACGAGGCCCCAGAUUGGUGAUGUCUCGUGAACGGCUCCCUCACAUUGGUUCAUCUGGGAGUAAAACAAAAGCCAAGGCCCCUGUCUCCUCCCCGGCUCUCCAGCGCCCCCGUCAAGCUAAUCACCGAAAAUACAGCCAGCAGCAGACAUCAUCCUCUUCCUCUCACCCACACCCAGGGCCGUCUUCCACCAUCCUCUCAGACAGCACCAUGACGCCUUGGGGAGGCCUGGCUCUCUCCGAAUCGUCCUUUACCUCAAUCCCCCUGCCCCCCCCUCCACGGCCCCCUCCACUUCCACCUCCACCACCUCCUGCUCCUCAGCCGACGCCGUCCACUCCUUAUCGAGGGAGACGUAACGAAGACGAGGAAGUUUCAAGUACAAGUUUUAACUCUGAGGCUCCGUCUCCACCUGGUGCAGUCCCUCAGGACAGUCUGGUUGGAGGGGGUAGAGGAAUGCGGGCAAGACGGAGGUGCUUGCCCCAGCGUCGGGUGCCUCGUCCCCCCCGUCUCCCGCCACUGCGCCCCAUCACCAACCUCAGCUUCUCUCGGAGCUUCACCUUUUCUUUCUUCGAGCUGCCGCUGCACCAGUCACCUCGCUGCCGUGCUGAGCGCAUCAAAAACCUCAUGCUGCUUUUGAGACAGAUACACUACUGA